CAACCGUCUACAACGUGAACUGCCGGAUCGGAACUGAAUAAUCUCGUGUAUAGGUGGUGCCCGUCGUAAAGGAUUAGGACAUGUGACCAAGGGUGGGUGCAUCAUCGAGGUGCAUCUUCGUGGUGCACUGCUACUCGAAUUUCGCCGGAAAAAAAUGUGGUACCGUUCUCCAAUGCGUUUCUAGAAUGUUAAACUGAAUGGACAUUGAGAGUCGGACGGCCAACAGCACAUGGACAGAUAAAGAUUUUUGACAAGAAGGAAACGUGCGGCAUGGGUUUGCCGCGUUUCUCUCUGAAGGGAUACUUUUUGUACGUGCUAUGCCUGUCUGGUCUACUGUUGGUUAUCCUGAAUCUAUUACAGGACGAAAUAUGGCAUCGUAUGCGACCCCAUUCCGCACAAACUCAAUCAGUUCGUGCUGCAGACACCAAGAUCAAACGAAAUCGGCCAUCAAAAUCGGAGAAACCGGCGUUGCAGGUUUUGCAGACUUUGGAAACAGUGAAGAAAAAGCUUCUGCACGAGGUAUCCAACUCACCAGGCACGACGAUCGUGUCACACAUUACUGUGGAUGCCUUGGAACCAUCAAGAAGACCAUGGUACAUGAAAGGAGGAAGCAGGAGACCUUUUCCUGCCUUAAAAUCCAAUCGAACUGGUCGAAGAUUGGCGCACUUGUGGCCCGAAGAAGACGCGUAUGACGAUCGUGUGACGAAUCAAUUGAUGUUUGUGCCCUAUGAUUAUAAUAAAACAAGUGCAGAGCAACCGUUAAAAAAAAUAAUGGUUCCGCAUGGUAUGCCCGAGGCGAAAGUUGGUCCUGAUAUAUUUCUUCAGCAUCGUUGCCCAGUAAAUACGUGUACGAUUGUUAGGGAAAAUCCGGACGACGCCGAUUUAAUCCUUUUUAAAGAUUAUGUAACUCAUGUCCGAAGAAGAUCCCCAAAACAAGUGUGGAUGCUGUAUUUUUUAGAGUGUCCUUAUCACACGCAAAGCGUACAGAACGCAUUCAUCAAUUGGACGGCAACUUAUCGUCGUGACAGCGAUAUAGUCGCUCCCUACGAAAGGUGGCAGUAUUAUGAUCCUAGCGUUACACAAAUAUCGCAAUCUUUUAAUUACGCAGCCAACAAGACUAAGAAGGUGGCUUGGUUCGUUUCUAAUUGCCAUCCUCGCAAUCAACGUAUGCAUUACGCGAAAGUGCUAUCAAAAUACAUACAAGUGGACAUUUAUGGAACUUGCGGUUCUCUGCGGUGUCCUCGUUCACAGUCUCAAGCGUGUUUCGAUAUGCUCGACGAAGACUACAAGUUCUAUCUCGCAUUCGAGAACUCAAAUUGCAAGGACUAUAUCACGGAAAAGUUCUUCGUGAACGGUCUUGGGCACAACGUCCUGCCUAUAGUGAUGGGCGCGCAUCCAACGGAUUACGCUCGAAGCGCGCCAUAUCGUUCCUACAUCCACGUGGACGAGUUCGAGUCGCCGAAAGAGCUCGCGGAGUAUCUGCACCGUUUGGACCGCGACGACGAGCUCUACAAUUCGUACUUCCGGUGGAAAGGUACCGGGGAGUUCAUCAACACGUACUUUUGGUGUCGCGUUUGCGCGAUGUUGCACGACGAUCGACGACCAAAAUUUUACAAGGACGUGAACGAAUGGUGGAGAGGCGACGGCAUAUGCACAACGAAUUCGUGGCGCGAACACGACCUGGUCCGUGGCGGGAAUCUCAAAAACACUUGAGGGAAAACGCCCACGCGAGGGCCCGAUUAAUUUCUGUGAAAUGACGCUUUCGUCUGAAGAAUCAUCUGGACUUCCAAAGGUCGCGAAGAAUCGUACUCGUGCGGCUCGUCGUUGAUUUUCUAACGAAUAUGUUACAGACGGACAGAGGAUCGAUGGAUCUUCGAAGCGUGGGUAGUCUAUUAAUCGAAGAAAAAGACUGCCGAGCACGGGUUUCGACGAGACGGUGCCAGGAGUACGCGAAUUUGUACUUUUCGACGAACAACGUGGACUUUUACACAUCAAUUAAGAACUAUUCGUUGCUUUAGACGAACCAAUUUACGGAUGUUUUUACAAAGAUUAACCGUAGAACCGAUUCGAUUACUCGCGGUUAAAGUACCGUCGUAGGUUUGACGGGUUGCGAACCUUUCGUUUUCGAUAUUUAUAAUAAUUCGCUACAGAAUUAUUUUUCUUCGAUCGUUGAUCGUCGGGGAUUGUUGCGCACGGAGCAAAUAGUUUCAGCGUAUCGCUAAACGCGAAAUUUAUAGUGUUCCUUUAACAAUUGUACGGAUGCGCGAAAGAUUUGAAUGUUUGUAAAACGUUAUUUUCGUAAAAUGUAUUAUCUUUGACGACUUUAUGAACGAAAUGUUUUACAAAAUUACUUUUGUUCGACGAUGUUUUAGUUAGAUGUCUUAGCUAAACGCACGUUGAUUAAUUUUGCAAACGUACCGGUAGCUAAAUGAAUUUGUAAGAAACACGGGUGUAUAAACUAUACUUGCCUGGCAAUAUGAGAAGCGUAUUAUUUUAGAACGCAGAAAACGUCUUUCGGAAUUAGUUCUUUUUGUGGCGAGAAAUACCUGAAACAUUUUGCACAAUACGAAUAAAUAUUUGCUGCUGUCAAUAUUAAAACAGUACCGCAAUUUAGGAUAUUAAAUACGUGAUUCUGCGUUCGUAUAAAAGGGCUGGCAAAAGAUGCAAAGCAAGAUAAAGAGAUUGAAAACGCGUGGAAACUGACUUUAUUGUCCUUAAAUUUUUAUAGGACAAACACGAAUAAAGCGCGUAGAAUUAUUUUCUUCUUCUUUAGAAUAUUAUUUGUUCCUAUAAUGGUUUUC
Messenger RNA from Colletes gigas, 2801 nucleotides. It is a transcript of the gene FucTA, whose product is annotated as glycoprotein 3-alpha-L-fucosyltransferase A. The transcript is spliced from 8 exons. Gene Ontology annotation, cellular component: membrane. The coding region runs from base 271 to 1713 and encodes 480 amino acids. The record is from RefSeq and is a predicted model, not a curated record. NCBI's taxonomy places the organism in Eukaryota, Metazoa, Arthropoda, Insecta, Hymenoptera, Colletidae. Gene Ontology annotation, molecular function: alpha-(1->3)-fucosyltransferase activity.